Lontra canadensis (Northern American river otter) is the source of this 2180-nucleotide messenger RNA. It is a transcript of the gene IER5, whose product is annotated as immediate early response 5. NCBI's taxonomy places the organism in Eukaryota, Metazoa, Chordata, Mammalia, Carnivora, Mustelidae. The coding region runs from base 232 to 1200 and encodes 322 amino acids. The record is from RefSeq and is a predicted model, not a curated record. The transcript has a single exon.
GGGCUGCCCUCAGUUAGCGACCGGACGUGGGACUGAGCUGUUGUCUGUGGUGGCUAGGACGCGGGGAGGUCGCUGAGCGCGUCACCGGAGUCGUUUCUUUUCAGCCUUCGGGUAUCCAGGGUCCAGCCCCGGACCGGACUUGUCGACGCCAUCUCGUUCCCUCUCAGCUUCCGAACGUGAGCCGGGGACUCACACCUCACCUCGGCGCCGGCCCCGCGAGGGGGAGGCAGGAUGGAGUUCAAGCUGGAGGCUCACCGCAUCGUCAGCAUCUCCCUGGGCAAGAUCUACAACUCGCGGGUCCAGCGCGGCGGCAUCAAGCUGCACAAGAACCUGCUGGUCUCGCUGGUGCUGCGCAGCGCCCGCCAGGUCUACCUGAGUGACCCGUGCCCGGGCCUCUACCUGGCCCGUCCCGCGGGGAGCCCGGCGGUGUCGCCGCCGCAGCCCGGGGAACCGGCGGCCGGGCCGCCCGCGGGCUGGGGGGAGCCGCCCCCGCCGGCCGCCCUUGCCUCCUGGCCCGACGCCGAGCCGCAGCCGGAGCGCCUCGCUGGCCCCGCCGAGCCCGCGGCCCCGGUGACGGGCGCCGGGGACACUCCUCGGGGCGGAGGCGCGGAGGCGGCGGAAGCUGCCUGGCGCUGCGUGGAGGGACCGCGCGAGGCGGCGGAGGGAGGAGCCGGGGGCCCCGCCGGAGGCUCGGACGGCUUCCCCGAGGGGCCUCGUGGGGCGCGCCGUCCCUGCGGCUGUCUCCCGGGAACGGAGGAGCGGCCAGGGCCGCUGGGCGCGUGCCCCCGACUUGACUGCUGCUGCGCGCCGCGGCCCGCCGAGGACGAGCCCCCAGCACCGCCCGCCGUCGGCCCCCGGAAGCGCGGCGCGGCGGGCGUGGGUGGCGGCCCCGGGGACUGCCCGGCGCCCGGUUCCAGCCCGAGGAAGAAGCCGCGCCGGAACUCGGAGGAGCAGCCGGGCGGGGCGGCGGCCGCGGCGGAGGAGGAGGAGGAGGAGAUGGAGACCGGUAACGUGGCUAACCUCAUUAGCAUCUUCGGUUCCAGCUUCUCGGGACUCUUGCGGAAAAGCCCCGGGGGCGGCCGGGAGGAAGCUGAAGGAGAGGAGAGCGGUCCGGAAGCCGCCGAGCCCGGGCAGAUCUGCUGCGAUAAGCCAGUGCUGAGAGACAUUAACCCUUGGAGCACAGCCAUCGUGGCCUUCUGAGCCCCCGGGCCCCCCGUCGGAAGGAGGUUGAGCAGCGGGGUGGCCCCGACGUGAGGCUGCGAGGACGGCCCAGGGACAGGAGGCGCUGGGCGCGGGGCGGAGACCGCGGGUGCUGCCGGGCAGCACGGACUACCCUUGGGCCCGGCCCCGCGGCGCCAAGCCUGCCUGCGGUCUCCCCUGGAGACUUGGGCGUGUGAGGCUUGUCGCCAGCGGACGAUCGUUCACUUUUGUGUAGUGUUAUGUUUGUGUACGUCUGUUCGUCUCGUUGAGUUAAGACUAUUUCGUCCUUCUGGAAUGCAUCACCCCUUUCCCAGGGCUUAGGAGAUUGGGGGCAGACAGGGACUUUCCUCUGCCGGCAGCACCGAGAAGGAAGCGGCUGAAAGCGCCGGCGCUGGGGAGUUCCCCUUUCGUACUCGGGGGAGGAAGGGACUUUACACACACCCCUCACAUGAAAGCUAGCACCGCACCGGUGCCAGGAGUGGCAUUUCCUCACAGGAUUUCCUAAAACGAGGGAUUUAGUCUGGGGUAGAGACUUGGAUUCUUUCUCUCCCCUCCCCUCCCAUCUCACUGAAAAACGUUUAUACCCUGUGAUUACUCGGGGAAAAGGGAAUAUGAGCGGCCCUUGUCUUCCCCACAGGGAAAAAAAAAAAAAAAAAAAAAAGCUUGAUGAACUUCACAGAAGAGUUCAAGCUUGGAAAUAUGGAGUUUAUAGAGAAUAGAUAUAUUUUUAAAAGCUCUAGAUCAGAACUACUACACAGUGCUUUUAAAAAGUGUUUAAUGAAACAAAAGUUUACAGACAGAAGCCCUAAGUGGAAAGACGUUAUGGUUUUGUAGAUACGGUGACUCCAGUCUUUGUUGUAUAAAGGUUGGGGUUGCUGACAACGUUUUUGUACAGUAUUUUCUCCUUCGUUGUAUUGAUUUUUGUAUAAAAAUGUAACUUUACGUGUUUAACACGUAUUAAAUAUUUUGAAGCAACUUAA